This is a messenger RNA of Fusarium proliferatum ET1, 2274 nucleotides long. Its product is annotated as putative protein kinase family protein. Gene Ontology annotation, molecular function: protein kinase activity; ATP binding. Gene Ontology annotation, cellular component: cytoplasm. Gene Ontology annotation, biological process: protein phosphorylation; tRNA export from nucleus. The transcript is spliced from 7 exons. The record is from RefSeq and is a predicted model, not a curated record. Bases 1 to 2274 code for a protein of 757 amino acids. Lineage: Eukaryota; Fungi; Ascomycota; Sordariomycetes; Hypocreales; Nectriaceae.
AUGAACUUUCUCAAAUCUGCCGUGGCCUCGGCCAUCGCGCAAGGCCCUCCCUUUCCAUACAAUUUUGGCGACAAGGUUGAUAUCGAUGAGUCCAUCUGGACCCUGUAUAAUGGUACCAGGAGGGAAGAUGGUUCAAACUGCAGCAUCUUUUCCUUUGAUAUCACCACCAACCGAUCCCAACUCCCCCUAGCCAAGAAUGCCCUAAAGAAGCUCCGAACACUACGGCACCCAGGCGUGAUCAAACUUCUAGAUGCGGUCGAGACGGAGACGUAUAUCUACAUUGCGACCGAACGAGUAGUACCCCUACGAUGGCACGUUCGAAGAAAGAGUCUCAGCCCUGAGACGAUAAAAUGGGGCUUGCAUAGCGUUGCGCGCACCAUAAAAUUCAUCAACGAAGACGCUUCCUCGAUCCACGGCAACAUCAAAGUUGGAUCGAUAUAUACUUCGGAGAGUGGCGAGUGGAAGCUCGGCGGCUUUGAUGUUCUCAGCAGCCUCAAGGACGAUGACUUGGUACCUGAUGCGGGUCGAUACUCUCCUCCAGAGUUGGCACGAGGCGGAUGGGAUGUUAUCAAGAAGAAUCCCCAUACAGCAGUAGACGCAUUUAAUCUCGGAACAUUGAUCUUUGAAGUUUUCAACGGCGAUUACAAUGGAGCUGAUCAGGCUGGCCAAACGAAGAGCAUCCCCCCUUCAAUGCAGUCCAGUUAUAAGCGUCUGUGUAACGCGAACCCGAAGGCCCGAAUCAGUGUGGGAGCUUUCCUUGAUCAAGGCAACCGAAAUGGCUCUUUUUUUGACAGUUCUCUCAUUAAGCUGACCGAGGGUAUCGAUAAUCUGGACAUCAAGACGCCAGAUGAACGAGAAGAGUUCCUUAGUGGACUGGACGAACUGAGCGAUGACUUUCCAGAAGAGUUCUUCAAGCUAAAGGUUAUGCCGGAGCUGAUGAAGUCAGCUGAAUUCGGUGGUGGUGGCCCUAGGGCUGUAUCCGUAGUUCUCAAAAUCGCAUCUAAACUUCCCAAGGACGACUUCGAUUCAAAGAUUACACCCUUCAUCAUUCGCCUAUUCGGAAAUCCCGAUCGAGCUAUUCGAGUGUGCUUAUUGGAUAGCCUUCCUUUGAUGAUUGAUCAGCUAUCACAGAAGAUCGUCAACGACAAGAUCUUUCCACAAUUGAUCACUGGCUUCACUGACGUAACACCGGUGGUACGAGAACAAACAUUAAAGUCUGUUUUGGUCAUCAUCACUAAGCUCUCGGACCGCACGAUCAAUGGUGAUCUCCUCAAACAACUUGCAAGAACCGCAAAUGAUGAGCAACCGGGCAUUCGAACAAAUACAACUAUCUGCUUGGGAAAAAUUGCAAAGCACUUGGGUACUUCGUCCCGCUCAAAGGUUCUCAUUGCAGCCUUCACUAGAUCACUCAGGGAUCCAUUUGUACAUGCCCGGAAUGCUUCCUUAAUGGCCUUGGGUGCCACUGCGGAGUACUUCACUGAUGAGGAUAGCGCAUGCAGGAUCUUGCCCGUUAUCUCUCCUGUCUUGAUUGAUAAGGAGAAGAUUGUUCGCGACUCUGCUACUCGUACUAUGGAUAUAUACCUCCAAAAGAUCAAAAAGGCAGCUUCUGCCAUGCCUGAAAGCGUUUUGCCUCCUCCUCAGACGAAUGAUGGCUCAGCUCCACGGAUGAGCACCCCACAGCCAAACGAAAACACCCCAGGUGGCUGGGCAGGCUGGGCAAUCUCUUCCUUUACGAACAAAAUCUCUGCGGCUGCAGGCGAAAUUCACGCCGAAUCAGACUCCCGUGCUGCUUCACCUGGACCCACGCCCUCACCCAGCUCCGAGCCAAAGAAGCCGGCAACGAGCACCGCCUCGUCACUUCACCGCCAAGCAGUCAAAUCUCCUCCAGCAACACUCUCGCGAAACUCUUCACAUACCGCAAGUGUGGUAGCCGACUCAUUUUUACCUGCCGACGAUGGUGACGAUGCUGGAGACUCAUGGGGAGAUAUGAACGAUGACUUCGACAGUUUCGACUCUCCCGGCCAAUCCUCCAAACAGUCUACGACAACGACUGCAUCUGCUGCCGCUUUUGAUGAUGGCGAGCCUGACUUUGCUGGAUGGUUGGCUGCCCAAUCACAGAAAAAGCCCACCAAGGCUUUGCCAAAGGGUUUAUCAAAAUCAAGUGCAGCUAAGAAGCCCGCGGCUAAAUCGGCUACGAAGCCAAUUGCCGCGAAAAAGAUCGAUAUGAAGCCGAAGGAAACAGAUGACGAUGAUGGUUGGGGCGAUGGCUGGUAA